Molecule: messenger RNA, 1913 nt
Organism: Medicago truncatula (barrel medic)
Lineage: Eukaryota; Viridiplantae; Streptophyta; Magnoliopsida; Fabales; Fabaceae
Product: IAA-amino acid hydrolase ILR1-like 4
Exons: 5
Coding region: 157-1500 (447 amino acids)
Biological process (GO): auxin metabolic process
Cellular component (GO): endoplasmic reticulum
Molecular function (GO): IAA-Ala conjugate hydrolase activity
Source: RefSeq, a predicted model, not a curated record
AAGUCAUAGGAAGUUGGAAGCAUUGAUUGAAGAACCAGCCACCUAAUCUUCAUCUUAAAAAAAAAAAAGAAAAAAAAAAACAUUUACGGUUAGUGUUAUGCUUCAAUCAUCAACCUUCAUCUCAUAAUUCUUCACACUCACACACCAAAACAAACCAUGUCUUCUUCCUUCAAAUUCAUAUGUUACCAUUUUUUCAUCAUCAUAUUACAUGUCUUUGCUGCAACACAAAUUUUGUCAUCAUCAACACAUAAUUCCUCAUUCAACAAUUUUCUAGACAGUGCCAAAAAUCCUGAGGUUUAUGAUUGGAUGAUCAAUAUCAGAAGGAAAAUUCAUGAGAAUCCAGAAUUGGGUUAUGAGGAAUUUGAGACAAGUGAAUUGAUAAGAACAGAAUUGGAUAAACUGAGUAUUCCCUAUAAAUAUCCAGUUGCAAUCACUGGUGUCAUUGGUUUCAUAGGAACUGGAUUGUCUCCUUUUGUUGCUUUAAGAGCUGAUAUGGAUGCUCUUUCUAUGCAGGAAAUGGUGGAGUGGGAGCACAGGAGUAAGGUACCUGGAAAGAUGCAUGCGUGUGGUCAUGAUGCUCAUGUUACCAUGCUACUUGGUGCUGCAAAGAUUCUCAAGCAGCAUGAAAAAGAGAUACAGGGAACCAUUGUUCUUGUUUUCCAACCAGCAGAGGAAGGAGGCGGAGGGGCUAAGAAAAUUUUAGAUGCCGGGGCAUUAGAAAAUGUCACUGCUAUCUUUGGAUUGCAUAUUGUUCCUGACUUACCAAUUGGUGAAGUGUCCUCCAGGUCUGGUCCAAUAUUGGCAGGAAGUGGAUUCUUUGAAGCAAAAAUAAGUGGAAAGGGAGGUCAUGCAGCUAUUCCUCAACAAUCUAUAGAUCCCAUAUUAGCAGCUUCUGGUGCGAUUAUUAGCCUACAGCACCUUGUUUCUCGCGAGGCUGAUCCUUUAGACUCCCAGGUUGUGACGAUUGCAAAGAUCCAAGGAGGUAGUGCAUUCAAUGUUAUUCCAGAUCAUGUCACAAUUGGUGGUACCUUCCGAGCCUUUUCUAAAGAAAGCUUCAACCAACUGAGACAGCGGAUUGAGGAGGUUAUCAUUGGGCAAGCUGCUGUGCAUAGGUGCAAUGCAACUGUGGACUUCCUUCAUGGAGUGAAACCUUUUUAUCCUCCAACUGUAAACAAUGCUGACCUGCAUGAACAUUUUGUGAAUGUUGCGGUGAAUAUGCUUGGCAUCGAUAAAGUUGAUAGUGUCAUGACACCAUAUAUGGGAUCCGAAGACUUUUCAUUCUAUCAAGAGGUCAUACCUGGAUACUUCUUCAUGCUUGGAGUGAAGAAUGCUUCACACAAACGGUUCGAGUCUUUAUUACACUCACCUUAUCUCGAAAUCAAUGAAGAUGGUCUCCCUUAUGGAGCUGCACUUCAUGCAUCUUUAGCUGCUAGUUAUCUUCUAAAACAUCAGCGGGAUACUGUACCUGGUGUUGAGAGAAAAUAUCAUGAUGAACUAUAAAUAUAAAUAAUCCUAAUAAGCCAAGCUUGCCUUAGCCAUAGAUAAAAAAUUAGAGUUUUCACUACAUACUCUGGUUUCAUCAUUAUUAAACAGCACAUAUUUCUCUAUUGCUUUUGAAUGAUUUUCUUAUUCUCUCUAAUUAAUUAGUUUCAAAUAUAAUUAUCCAUCAAAAUUAAUGCUUAUAUUGCUUAGUCCUUUCUGAUGUCUAUUUUUGUACCUGCUUUUCAAUUUCAAGUCCUGGAGUGUUCUUGAACGUUAAGUGAGAUUGCCUAUCAAUUUAAACUAGUUGGUAAGCCAUUCAAAUUUAUAUGUCAUGUACUCUUUUAAUCAAUGUAAAAUGAUGUAUAAUGUGAGAUAUUUGUAAAUCGCUAGUGAAAUAAUAUUCUAAUAGUAUCAAUUAAAGAAUUUCUACA